Elgaria multicarinata webbii is the source of this 2347-nucleotide messenger RNA. RefSeq names its product G2 and S-phase expressed 1 (gene GTSE1). The coding region runs from base 4 to 2121 and encodes 705 amino acids. Gene Ontology annotation, molecular function: microtubule binding. Lineage: Eukaryota; Metazoa; Chordata; Lepidosauria; Squamata; Anguidae. Gene Ontology annotation, cellular component: cytoplasmic microtubule; microtubule cytoskeleton. The record is from RefSeq and is a predicted model, not a curated record. The transcript has 11 exons.
ACCAUGGAAGAAGGAAAAACUCUCUCUCAUUCUGAAUGUAAAAUGACAGAAGCCACACCCAUUGAGCGCAUGAAUAAAGACUUGCCGUUCCUGGCUGAUGAAAAAUUUGACUUUGACCUUUCACUGUCUCCUGCAAGUGAAAAUGAGGAUGAAGUUUUUGUUGGACCGAUGGGCCACAAAGAGAAAUGUAUUGCUGUGUCUCUUGAGUCCCAGGAAGGGACUGAAGAUAAAAUUCCACCACCAGGGGAUGAAAUAACAUGGAGCCCGCUUGCUGGAGAGAAAUUUGUGGAAAUUUUCAAAGAAGCUCAUCUGGUAGCGCUCCAGCUACAAAGUGGGAGCAAAGCAAAAAGAAACAAUCCUGGCCAGCUUGAAGGAAGGAAGACAGAAACUGUUGACAAAUUUGUGCAAGAAUCAAAGACGAAACUGAAAAUCCUCCAGAAAGGAAUAGUAAUGGAUAAAACCCCCAAGGAGAUUAAGAGAGAGACUUACUGUGUCUGGGAAAGCCCAGUCUGCCAACUGCCACCUUCAGUUCAGAAACAUUCAGUGCAACCUUUCACAGUAAUGGGCAAUUCUCAUUCUCCACAAACACCGCUAAACACAUCUAGUCCGAGUAAAGUGAAUAAAUUACCCCAAACAUUCAUUACGCCUUUAGCCCAAGGAAAGAGUGAUAAAAAAGCAAGUGCAUUCCAGAAUGGGAAACAUUCAUCUGCAUUUGGAAAUAACAAUUGCUUAGCUGUAGAACAGCAAAAACAAGGGAAACUACCUAGUCCUUCCAGCAGGGAUCCUUUGAACAGUAUGGGGUCGUCUCAAGAUUUGCUCUCUGACAAAUCAAGUAUUGCUUCAGAUGCAGGAGACUUGUCAUUCUGUAACAGUUCAUCGGUACAAGACAAGAGAACUCUUCCUACUCCCAGCAAGUUGGGGAUAAAGACAAGGCAACUGAAACCUCCCAGUAAUGUCCACAUGCGAAGAAACACUUCGUCUUCAUCAUCAUCCUCCGUUUCUAGCAUGAACUCAAGUUUGAAUUCAAGUCUCUCCAUCUCUCCUAAAAGAGGCAAAGUUCAAACCACUGUUCCUUCAAAAGCUUCUGCAAACAGUUCCAGGUUCUCUAUAAGCAAGACGUCUGUGGUAAGACCCAUGAAAGGGGUGUCAGUGGCGUCCCAUUCUGAUGCAUCUGGAAAGCAACAAAGAUCGACAAGUGUUACUAAAGGAAGUCCUUUGGUCCAUGCACCCAAAUAUAAAGCUACUCAUGUGUCUGAGACUUCAGGCAGUGGGAUUCCGAAAGAGCGCCCAGAUCCUAGUCUUCAGAAACUGUUACAGAAAAGUAUAGUUGGAAAUGUAAGAGCAUGUUCAAGUCCCAAACUCAGAACAAAAACAGUGCCUCCAGUUUCAACCAAGGAAGAUAUACUUUCAGAAAAUGUAGCUGCCAGAGUACUGCAAUCAGUUGGGUUGUCAUCCUGUGGCAAUAUUGGAAGCAAUGUUGCAGUUACCCCACCUGCCAGACGAUCAGAAGAUGGGAUAUUGUCAAAUUGCUGUUCUGCUGUAAAGUCUACUUUACGGACUCCAGCCAGCACAAGGCAUUCUGCAUUGCCUACACCUGUUGGUCGCCGUAUGUCAGGAAUUCCAAUGUUGACCCCCAAAACUGUGCCCAGAUUGAUGUCUUCUCCCAAACUUGGAGCUCCACGACAAGUCUCCAGUGUGUCUUCCAAAAAGACUCCAGCAGCUAGUUCUAAAUGGGUGAAGGAGAGAAAGACACAGGUGACUUCUAACUCAUCUUCGACAGAAGAAGACUUAUCUCCUCCACGAGUUGUACCAAUUGUACUUGAUUUUUCACCAGAGCAGGCUUCUGUAGAAAUACAGCACAGUUUGACUCUAAAAGAGAAACCAGCUCAAGAAACACCAGCUAAGGAGAGCUUACUGAUAGACAUUGGAAUAGAUAAAACACCAGUUGUCCUCCAGGAAUGUGAAAACAAACCUCUCAUUGAUCUCUUCAAUACUCCUGAAAUUAUUAAAGCUCCUCCACUGAAACCUACAGGACAGCUAAUAGAUCUGAGCUCUCCUCUUAUCAGACUUAGUCCUGAAGGAAAUAAAGAGAACCUGGAUUCUCCUCUGCUGAAAUUCUGAUCUCUUGAACAACCUCUCAAAUUGGAAGGAUUUCUGUGUGUUCAGCAACUGGUGUGUUUCACUGGGCAGUGGGUGUAAUAAGUGGGAAAAGACUUGAAAUUGCAUGAAAUUUGAACUGUGAACCUCUGAUAAAUGAGAUUAAAUUGAAUUGUAAAAUUGUGCAAAACAAAUUGCAGAAGUUUGUCAAAUGUUGUAAGCUAUAAUAAAGUAAUAAAUUUUAUAUCAA